Messenger RNA from Salvia splendens (bonfire salvia), 2241 nucleotides. RefSeq names its product glycylpeptide N-tetradecanoyltransferase 1. NCBI's taxonomy places the organism in Eukaryota, Viridiplantae, Streptophyta, Magnoliopsida, Lamiales, Lamiaceae. The transcript is spliced from 2 exons. Gene Ontology annotation, biological process: N-terminal peptidyl-glycine N-myristoylation. Gene Ontology annotation, molecular function: glycylpeptide N-tetradecanoyltransferase activity. Gene Ontology annotation, cellular component: cytoplasm. The record is from RefSeq and is a predicted model, not a curated record. Bases 165 to 1448 code for a protein of 427 amino acids.
GACUUCGUGUUUCGCCUUUUUUGACUUCGAACUUCUUUAAUCAGUUCAAUGCUUAAUACAAUUCAUUUCCUCAUCAGGAAAAUCACGAAACAAUUUUUUUAUUAUUUUUUAAAAAUUUCGGCAACAUUGGCGGAGUACAAAUCUUGCGAAUUGGUUCUCUGAGAAUGGCUGAAGACACUACCUCUAACAAGAGUAGAAUACCUUGGGAUAAGGAAAUUGAAAUAUCAAUUGAUGCAUUGGCAAGUAAGAUUCAAGAAACCUUCUCACAUCCAAAGAGGAAUAACUUCUGUGAGACCCAACCGGUUGGCCAGUUUAACGAUCUUGGAGAUACGAGCCUUCCUGAAGGGCCGAUUCAACAACCAACACCACUAUCUGACGUCAAGCAAGAGCCUUAUAAUCUGCCAGCCGCCUAUGAAUUGGUUACGUGCGAUCUGGAUUCUGAGGAGGUGUGUAGUGAGGUUUAUACCUUAUUGACCAAUCACUAUAUUGAGACUAAUGGUAGCAUGUUUAAGUUGAAUUACUCAAAAGAGUUUCUUAGAUGGGCACUUCGUCCACCUGGUUAUUUCCGGAGCUGCCAUGUCGGGUUAAGGGUUAAGACUUCAAGGAAACUGGUCGCGUUUGUUAGUGAGAUCCCUGCAAGAAUUCGUAUCCGUGAUGCUGUAGUGCUCGUUGCAGAACCUAAUUUUCUGUGUGUUCACAAGAAGCUCCGAUCAAGAAGACUUACUCCAUUCAUGAUUAAGGAGGUUAGUCGCAGGGUGCGUUUGGAGAAUAUAUGGCAAUCGGUUUAUACUGCUACCGUUCUUUUGCCUGAACCAAUAGCAUCUUGUCAGUACUGGUACAGGCCAUUGAAUCCGAUGAAGCUUAUCGAUGUUGGGUUUUCUAGACUUGAUGCAUGGAUGACCAUGGCCAAAUAUAUUGAGUUUUACAAGUUACCAGAGCAUACCGCGACCCCUGGCUUCAGAAAGAUGGAACCCCUCGACGUUCCUGCUGUCACUCGUUUGCUUAGGAAUUACUUGAAGCAGUUUGUUGUGGCACCAGAUUUUGAUGAGAACGAAGUCGAGCACUGGCUGCUUCCCAAGAAAGAUGUCAUGGAUACUUAUGUGGUCGAAAGCCUAGAAAGUCACGAAAUCACUGAUUUCUGCAGUUUUUUCACUCUUCCUAGUUCUAUAUUAGCUAGUCAGAACCAUUCAGUUGUCAAGGCGGCGUAUUCGUAUUACAACGUAUCCACCAAAACUCCCUUACUUCAAUUGAUGAGUGAUGCUCUUGUUGUUGCCAAGAAGAAGGAUUUUGACGUCUUCCAUGCGUUGGAUAUUAUGCGUAACGGGACAUUCUUUCAGGAUCUCAAGUUUACCCGCGGAGAUGUGAAACUUCAUUACUAUCUCUACAAUUAUCGGCUAAAGCACAUGCUAAGACCAUCGGAGCUUGGCCUAGUGGUUUUUGAUGCCUAAGGUUUUCUGUGAUCAUGGUUUCUGAUGGUGCCUUUUAGUGUUUGCUGAAGCAUUAAAUCAUAUGAUUUGAUAAUUUAGUUUUAUGUGUGUGGAAGUAAAUGCUUUGUUAUAAGUAGGUGGAAAAUUAUUGACCAAUAUUUUGGCUUUGAUAUUCUUUAACAAGUAGGAGUUUAUUUUCUUUCUAGAUUAUAUCUUUAUUGUGUAUAUAUCAUCAUUCAUCCACCCAUAUCAUGGCUACCGCCCCGGUUCUUCAUAGAUUCUUCGUCGUUCUUCAAACAAGCUGACGGAGAAUCAUAUCAAUAAGUUUUCUGAGAAUGGCCGACAAAGAUGCUCCAGCUGAAAACAUUCCCUCUAACAAGAGUAAUGUGAAUGGAUGCAUUGGCAAGUGAGGUCCAAGACUCUGUUGCUUCAAUUGAUGAACGAUGCCCUCAGUGUUGCCAAGGAGAAGGACUUUGACGUUUUCAACGCGUUGGAUGUUAUGCAAAACGAGACAUUCUUGAAGAAGCUCAAGUUUAGACCCGGGGACGGGAAGCUUCGUUACCAUCUCUACAACUAUCGGCUAAAGCACAUCCUGAGAUCAUCGGAGCUUGGCCUCGUGCUCUUAUAUAGAUUCAUAGGUUAUGCUGUCACCGGUGAGCAAUUAUUUUGUACAAGUGGUAUUUUUUCUCUAUUCUUGGAAGACUACUAUCUUUGGUAUUUCUAUUUUGGUUCCAAACCAAAAAAAUUAGAUGAAUUCUGUCACUGAACAUUUGUACAUUGCAUAUUCAUGCUAAUAUGCACAUUAUUAUCAGUA